Messenger RNA from Diuraphis noxia (Russian wheat aphid), 309 nucleotides. RefSeq lists its product as uncharacterized. The record is from RefSeq and is a predicted model, not a curated record. NCBI's taxonomy places the organism in Eukaryota, Metazoa, Arthropoda, Insecta, Hemiptera, Aphididae.
AUGCGACGGGAAGUAAAUUACCUAGGUCACAUUAUAUCUGAAGAGGGCAUAAAACCAGACCCCGACAAAACAUCGUGUUUGACUAACUUUCCAGUUCCAGGCAACCCGAGGGAGGUUAAAUUCUUCCUCAGAUUAGCAGGUUACUAUCGAAAGUUUGUCAAAGAUUUCAGCCAAAUAUCCAAACCAUUCACCAUGCUUCUCAAGAAAGAAGCUAGAUUCGAGUGGACGGACAUGUGCCAACACUCCUUCGAGACGCUUAAGUGGGUCCUUACCACCGAACCACUACUACAACACCCGGAUUUCUCUUAA